Messenger RNA from Cheilinus undulatus (humphead wrasse), 991 nucleotides. RefSeq names its product retinoschisin-like. The record is from RefSeq and is a predicted model, not a curated record. The coding region runs from base 1 to 765 and encodes 254 amino acids. Lineage: Eukaryota; Metazoa; Chordata; Actinopteri; Labriformes; Labridae. The transcript has 6 exons.
AUGGAGGUCACUGCUCGGUGUGCCGCGGUGCUCUUCCUCCUGCUUCUGUCGCAGGCUCUGAUAACUGUUCACUCUCAGGAGGAGGAGGGGGAGGACGUCCAGGAGGAGGAGCUGCAGGAAGAGGACCAGCAGGUCAUUGAGACGUGGACCCGGAGUGUGAAAGCCUGCACCUGUGACUGUGAGUCCCCGGAUUCCUCGACAAAUGUCCCUCCUGUGUUGCAAACCUCAAUGUCACCACCUGCGCAGCAGGGAUUCCCGAUGGACUGUAUGCCAGAAUGCCCAUACCACAGAGCUCUCGGCUUUGAAUCUGGAUCUGUGACAUCGGACCAGAUCGCCUGCUCCAACCAGGACCAGCACACAGGCUGGUACUCAUCCUGGACUCCGAACAAAGCUCGCCUCAACAACCAGGGCUUCGGGUGUGCGUGGCUGUCCAAGUAUAAUGACCAGUACCAGUGGAUCCAGAUUGACCUGAAGGAAGUGGCCGUGGUGUCUGGGAUUCUGACUCAGGGUCGCUGUGAUGCUGAUGAGUGGAUCACAAAAUACAGCGUCCAGUAUCGCUCUGUGGAAACGCUCAACUGGGUCUACUACAAAGACCAGACAGGAAACAACCGGGUCUUUUACGGGAACUCUGACCGCUCCUCCACGGUCCAGAACCUCCUGCGCCCGCCCAUCGUGGCUCGAUACAUCCGCCUGCUGCCGCUGGGCUGGCACACUCGCAUCGCCAUCAGGAUGGAGUUGCUGAUGUGCAUGAAUAGGUGCAUGUGAAGAAAAAACAGCCUCAUGAUCCAUCUUCCUUUAUCAGGACACUGAUGCAGCACUGAAAGAUCAGUUAUGACACUUUUAUGUUCAAAUCAUGUUAACCAAGGUGGAAAAAACUCAAGCUGUCUGAUGGAGCAUCGAUCUGUCUUCAUUUUAAUCUGUAAAUGUGAAAUUGCUCACAUUGCAUUCAGGGUUUUUCCACCUUAAAAAGCAGAGUAAGAGAGAGAAAUGA